Alligator sinensis (Chinese alligator) is the source of this 1887-nucleotide messenger RNA. RefSeq names its product tandem C2 domains, nuclear (gene TC2N). The record is from RefSeq and is a predicted model, not a curated record. Gene Ontology annotation, cellular component: nucleus. Lineage: Eukaryota; Metazoa; Chordata; Crocodylia; Alligatoridae. Bases 286 to 1677 code for a protein of 463 amino acids. The transcript is spliced from 12 exons.
GGCUGAUUUCUUGGACCCUUCAUUGUGUUGCUUCUACAUUGCAAUAUUAGAAGCAAUGGCAAAAGAAUUCAUAAAAAACUGCUGCAAAAGAUGUUUCUACAUGGAAAAGGAAAAAAAUGAUUAUGAACUUGACUUUUUACAGUAUCUACACUUCUUACUAUUCCCUCAUUUGAAGAUUAAACUCAUACUGAACAGCAUUAGUAAUCUGUUGGAAAAUAGCUUUGUUAUAUUUGGUGUGUUCUGGAAGAGGGAUGAGGAAACUCUUUUGCACCAAAAGCAGUUUCCAUGGAGAAGGAAUCUGAAGCAGCAACCACAAGCAGGCCAAGCAUUGUGGAGAAACCUCCAUUGUCUUCUGUGUCGGUGAGGCGGCAAGUUGGGUGUUCAGAGGAUUAUCUCCUUUCCAAAAUGCCAUCAGAUGGCAGAGAGGUCCCUUUUGUGGUCCCGCCUUUUAAACUAGCUUAUAUACAACCCAAGAGCCUGGGGAGUUCAUCACAUAUUGGGGGAAUUGAAGGAUAUGCUAGAGCUUCUUUUGGUGACCGAAAAGCAGAACUAUCCAGUAUGUACCAACAAGGAGCCCACUAUGAAGUCUACAAUCCAUUCUAUAUGCAACAGCACACUUCACCAGAUCCAACUAGGCGCUUCCCAGAAAAAUCAGAUAACGGGAGAUUAUACGGAUCAGUAUGUGAUUUAAGAAGUAGCACAGUCCCCGGGUCACCAGACUUAAGUCGUUCAAUGCUUGAUCUUACAAGUCCACCCCACAGAUUCAUUAAGAGGUAUGAUUCACUGUCCAGUGUGCCUAGCAGCACCUCUUCAAUGAAGGAUUCACAUGGCAGUAACAGGAGUCUGGAUACGUUAUCAGGUGACGAACGAGACUUUGGAAGACUGAACAUCAAGUUGUGUUAUGUUACUUCUGUAGAACAGAUCUGGAUUACACUCUUGAAUUGCAAAGACCUGUCCUGGCCUUCUAGCUACGGAGAAAAUAUUUCCAUUUCUGUCAAGGGAAUCCUUACACUGCCAAAGCCAGUGCAGUUCAAGUCCUCAGCCAAAGAAGGUUCCAGCGACAUCAAAUUCAUGGAAACCUUUGUGUUUGCUAUUAAACUGCAAAAUCUUCAGCCUGUCAGAUUAGUGUUUAAAAUCCAAACUCAGACUCCCAAGAAGAGAACAAUUGGAGAGUGCUCUGUGUCACUGCGAGAACUCAGCUCCCAGGAAUCUAACUAUUGGCUUCAUAUAACCCCUCCUUCCAAAAUUGCAGUGUGCCAUGCUGAACUUCAAAUAGGAACCUGUUUUCAAGCAAUAAACAGCAGAAUUCAGUUACAGAUUCUUGAAGCGCAAAACCUGCCAACUUCAUCUACACCUCUGUCCCUAAAUUUUUUUGUGAAAAUUUCAAUGUUCAGUACAGAAGGGCUGAUAUACAAGAAAAAGACUCGUUUACUGAAGGCUACCAAUGGCCAAGUGAAGUGGGGAGAAACAAUGAUUUUUCCAGUUAACCAGAAUGAACACGAAAUUAGUUUUCUCAUCAAACUCUACAGCAGGAGCUCAGUGAGAAGAAAACACUUUCUGGGACAGGUCUGGCUAAGUUCUGAUGGCAGUAGCAGUGAAACAGCUGAUCAGUGGAGAGAUACAAUCACAAACCCUGAAAAGGUUGUCAUUAAAUGGCACAAAGUCAGUCCAUCUUGAAGAUGUCAGAGACAGGACUCGGAACUGAUGUGAACUUUAUACAAGAUACUUCUGCAGUGUUAAAGUGAAGGAAUAAAAAUAUAGUGCCUACUUGAGUGUUCCAGGGACCCAUGCCCUGCACCACAUAACAUUAACCAGAAAAAUUUCAAAGGCAGAAGAGACCAGAUUUUCAUGAAGAGUAAUUCUGGCAAGAUGCUUGAAAUACAGAAA